AGAAGGAGAAAAAAACAAGGAAGGGAAAGUGCGUCACGUUGGAGUAGGAGGGUAGCAAAGAAAAAUGAGCUUAAACAAAUCGCAUGCAGAGGAAGAGGCUGCCAGGGUUCAGGCGCUUCUCAGCAGGGACUCAGCUCUUCCCGGCUGGCCACGAUGCAGGAAGCAGCUGGAGUUCUGAAGGAGGGCUUCCUCGUCAAACGGGGACAUAUUGUUCGUAACUGGAAAGUGAGAUGGUUCGUUCUGCUUCAGGAUAAGCUGCUCUAUUACAAAAUUGAAGGAGGCAAGAAGGAGCCUUCUCCAAAGGGCAGGAUUCUUUUGGAUGGCUGCACUAUUACUUGUCCAUGCCUGGAAUAUGAGAACAGACCGCUACUCAUCAAACUGACGACAAAAACCAACACAGACUAUUUCCUUGAAUGUUGCUCCAGGGAGGAGCGAGACUCUUGGGCUUUGGACAUCACUGGAGCUAUUCAUGCUGGUCACCCAGUACAGGUACAGGAGCUUCACAGAAUGAAGAACUCUUUCAAACUGCUAGAGAAUAUCAGCCUCCACCACAUAGUGGAGAGAAUGUGUGACAGUAGUACUGGAAUUAAGCUGACCCGCAACUUGGAGCAAGGCAACAGAUACAAAGAGACCUUCACAGGUUCUGCCCUGGUGGACUGGCUCAUCUCCAAUAGCUUUGCUGUGUCACGGUUCGAGGCUGUCACCUUGGCAUCCAUGCUGAUGGAGGAGAACUUCGUCAAGCCUGUGGGAGCCCGCAGCACUGAGGCCACGCGCUACAGCGACCUCUCUGAGCAGUUCCUCGAUGACUCCACUGCACUGUACAUGUUUGCUGAGAGCAGUAAGAAAAACAUCAGUUCCAAGGAAGGGCUACAAUUUAACAUCUCUGAAUUAAGUGGCACAAUUGUGAAACAAGGAUUCUUAGUGAAACAGGGGCACAAGAGGAAAAACUGGAAGGUGAGACGAUUUGUUUUAAGAGCUGAUCCUGCUUUUUUGCACUACUAUGACCCCACUAAGGAAGAAAACAGGCCAGUAGGUGGAUUUUCUCUUCGUGGCUGUCUUGUCUCAGCUCUGGAGGACAACGGAGUCCCAGCAGGAGUGAAGGGCAAUGUGCAAGGCAACCUCUUCAAAGUCAUCACCAAAAAUGACGUUCAUUAUUAUAUCCAGGCCAGCUCCAAGGCAGAGCGAGCACAGUGGAUCGAGGCAAUCAAACCACUGACAUGAGUAAGGUGGCCUCCAUGCCAAAUGACAAGUCACUUUUGUGACCACGUUUCCUGCUCCCAUUGUCUGGGAGUGUUGUUUUUCCCUUAGGUAGUCUAUUUUUGUUAUUUGUAUACCUAUAGCACCUAGCAAUUCCUGGCAGAACAGCAUCCUAGGUGCCUAGGAUUCAUGUAGAUCCAGAAUAACUCCCCACCAAGAACUUAUCUAACAUCUCUCAUCUAACCAAGGUGGAUACAGAAAAAUGGGGCCUUACAAGAAAACAAUGAGAUAUAAUAUUCCAAGAUGGAAGAAAAGAACUCUUUCGUACAAGUAUUCAGUCUAUAUCUGACAGAUCCAGGUUGUGCUUUAUUCUAAAGCAGAAAUGUCUUUCUCCCUUCCGCUUUAUGAAGGGGCUCAUAAAUUUAAUUAGUUAAGACUGACUGAAUUGAAGUCAUGAAAGGUCCUUGUGUCUGAAGCUGCCUUUCUUGGUAUACCACAAGAGUCUUGUGCUAAGCCACAGUCCAGCUGCCAGGAUAAUCACUAUUGCAAAACAAACCAGGGGUCUGUCUGUCCAUCCAUCUGCUCUACCAUUUGGUUCUCUCUUAGGCUGGAAAUGACCAAAGCCGCCUCCUCUCCAGUACAUAGGUUAUUCUUGUGCUGGUAAUGGCCUGUAGCAGUACAGGAUUCUGAGUAUCAAAUUGGACCAGUGGCAGUUAUUCUAGACAAUUGCUGGUGCUGAAUAUAUUGGAAGACAUUACUCAGGCAUAAAAGCAAGGCUUUUCCUCUUGACUAUCACCGUAAGUCCAUUUAUGUGGAGCACCAUUGGGACUGCGAACUCUAAUUGCAGUUCUGACUACUGCUUUUUCUAUUUUAAGCCAUUAAAUUUUCCAUUAUUUGCCUAGUAAACUUGACUUAGAUAUUUCUAAAUGUAAGAAAAAAGUUCAGUGCAGUUGAAUCUGCUGUGCUGUUUAGACAUGAUUUUUCUCAGAGGGCAGUGUGAGUAUAUCACAGAAUCACACAGGUUGGAAAGGACCUCAGGGAUCAUCUAGUCCAACCUCUCUAGGAAGAGCACAGUCUAGACACGAUGGCCCAGCACCCUGUCCAGAUGACUCUUGAAGGUGUCCAACGUGGCCAAGUCAACUACUUCCCUGGGGAGAUCAUUCCAAUGGUGACUGUCCUCACUGUGAACACUGUGAAAAAUUGCCCUCUGGUGUCCAAUCGGAAUCUCCCCAAGAGCAACUUGUGUCCAUUCCCCCUGUCCUCUCCAUGUGACUUCUUGUAGAAAGGGAGUCUCCGUCUUCUUUGUAGCUUCCCCUUAAAUACUGGUACAUGAUAAUGAGAUCCCCUCUAAGCCUCCUUUUCUCAAGGCUGAACAAGCCCAGUUCUCCCAGCCUAUCCUCGUAUGGCAGCUUCACAGUCCUCUGAUCAUCUUGGUGGCCCUUCUCUGGACCCAUUCCAGCCUGGCCACAUCCUUUUUGUAUAGAGGGGACCAGAACUGUACACAGGACUCCAGGUGUGGCCUGACCAGCGCUGAGUAGAGUGGGAUAAUGACUUCUUUCUCUCUGCUGGUGAUGCCCUUUUUGAUGCAACCCAGCAUCCUGUUGACCUUCUUGGCCGCAGCAGCCACUGUUCGCUCAUGUUGAGCUUCCUGCCCACCAGGACCCCCAGGUCCCUUCCCACAGAGCUGCUCUCCAGCCAGGUGCAUCCCAGUCUGUGCUGCACUCCCGCAUUAUGUUUUCCCAGGUGCGUGACCUUACACUUCUCCUUGUUGAACUUCAUAAGGUUCUUGCUGGCCCACUCUUCCAGCCUAUCCAGAUCUUCCUGCAGAGCAGCUCUCCCUUCUGGAGUGUCUGCUUCCCCGCUCAACUUGGUGUCACCUGCAAAUGUCAUCAGGCUACACUUGAUGUCGUUAUCCAGAUCACUUAUAAAGAUGUUGAAUAACAUUGGGCCCAAUACUGAUCCCUGGGGGACCCCACCAGUGACAGGUUGCCCCUUGGAAAAGGAGCUAUUUACCACCACCCUUUGGGUGCGGCCUGUCAGCCAGUUCCCCACCCACUGCACAGACCACUUGUCUAGGCCAUAACGCAUUCAUUUCUCCAGGAGGAGACCGUGGGGGACUGUAUCAAAGGCCUUGGAGAAGUCCAGGUAGUCAAUGUCCAUCGCCUGCCCCAUGUCAACCAGGCAAGUCACUUUGUCGUAGGAGGCCACCAGGUUUGUCAAGCACAAUCUGCCUUUAGUGAAGCCAUGUUGGCUUUUCCCAAUCACGUGCUUCAUUUGACUUGUGAUGGCCCCCAGGAGGAUUCGUUCCAUGACUUUCACAGGGAAUAAAGUAAGGCUGAUGGGCCUAUAGUUACCUGGAUCCUCCCUCAAGCCUUUCUUGUAGAUGGGGUAACAUUUACCUUCUUCCAGUCCUCUGGGACAUCCCCUGUUCUCCAUGACUUAUCGAAGAUAAUGGAGAGUGGCCUUGCAAUGGCAUCAGCCAUCUCUGUCACCACCCUCAGGUGGAUGGUGUCAGGGCCCAUUGAUUUGUAGGGGUCAAGCUCCUGUAGUAAUUCAUGUACUAACUCUUCCUUCACUGAUGGUGGGUCAGUGUUUGGAUCAACCGGCAAUUUCCUUCCCAAAGCCUGGGACCCAACAGUCCUGGUAAAGACAGAGGUGAAGGUGAUGUUGAGGACCUCUGCCUUUUCUGCAUCAUUGGUGAUUGACUCUCCUUUUCUGUUUAACAGUGGGCCUAUGUUUUCCUUCUUUUUCUCCUUAUGGUUGACAUGUCUGAAGAAACCUUUCUUGUUAUUGUUGACAUCUACAGCCAGUUUUGAUUCAAAUUGGGCUUUUGCUUUUCUAACUGCAUCUCUGCACGCUCUGGCAAUGCCCUUGUAGCUCUCAACAGAUAGUCCUCCACUUCUCCAUCUCUGGUGUGCUUCCCUUUUGGAUUUGAGUAGACCCAGGAGGUCAUGGUUGAGCCAAGGGGGCCUCUUGCUCUGCUUACUUCCCUUUCCUUUGCAGGGGAUAAAUUGGCUUUGUGCUUCCAAUAGAGAGUUCUUGAAGAGUUCCCAGCUCUCACUAGCUCCUUUGUCUUCCAUGGAAGCUUCCCAUCAAAUCCCUCCCAGCUGAGGGAUUCGAUCCUCUAUAUUCCAGGAACUUGGUGGAUGACAUGCGAGCUGCCGUAUCGUUCUUCUAGCAGAUGUCUGGGUAGUUGAAAUCACCCAUCAGGACCAGGUUCUGUUGGCCAGAAGCUUGCUUUAGUGCCCCAAAUAUCGCUUUGUCAGCUUCAUCAUCAUGGUUAGGAGGUCGCUAUCAGAUGCCCACUGUGAGGUCCUGCUUGGAGACAACCCCUUUGACUUUAACCCAGAGACAUUCGAUAGAGCAGUCACAAUCACCAUAGUUGACUUCGAUACAUUCAAGGUGUUCCUUGAUGUAGAGUGCAACUCCUCCACCUCUUCUACCCUGCCUGUCCUUACGAAAGGGCCUGUAACUGUCUAUUGCAGUCCCCCAGUCGUUUGAGGUGUCCCACCAUGUUUCAGUUACUCCUAUGAUGUCAUACCCUUCCGAGUGGGCACGGAGCGCCAGUUCCUCCUGUUUGUUGCCUAGACUGCGUGCAUUUGUGUACAUACACCUGAGGUGAUUACUCUUCUGUUUCACCUCUUGGGAAACAGCUAAGGAACCUCUGUCACCACACUGCUUGGCCUGACUUACUCCCCCGUUGGACAUGCUGGUGUGAGCAUUUUUGCAAUGGUUCCCAGCCCCCAAGUCCUUCAGUUUAAAGCCCACCUCACCAAGUCAGCCAGCCUACUGCUGAAGAUUCCCUUACCCCUUUUAGACAGAUGGAUCCCAUCUCUCCCCAGCAUGUUGUCAUCAUUGAAGAACACCCUGUUGUCAUAAAAGCCAAACCCCUCAUGGUGGCACCAGCCACGUAGCCAGGAGUUGAUAUACAUUAUGUGCCUGUUUCUGGCUGCUCCCUUCCCUCGAACUGGCAAAAUGGAAGAGAAGAUCACUUGGGUGCUAAUGUUUUUCACUGGUUUCAUACACUGUAAAUUUAGAUUUAUAUAGAAACUGAGACAUUCUCCAUAACACCAGAGGGUAGAAUGGAAUGUAUGAGAUGAUUAAAGCACCCAACAAGCCUGCUGAUAUAUUUUAUAUCUUCAUAAAAUUCCUCAUGUUAUCUGAGUACCUCUAUCUGACAACCAGACUCUGCAGACCCUCCAAGAGACCUCUGAAGACAGCCUGCUAUAUAUCUUCCCUGUAGUCACAGAGGAAUUUGAUAGCCCUCUAUCUGCAGAAUGACCUCUUUGCAGAUUUUUUGUUCUUCAAGUUAUGUACUGAAAAAAAGUCUCUUAAUCUAGAGGCUUUCUCCUUCAUCCUUUGUUAUAACCAACCAAUUAUAACAGAACCAAAGGCAGCAGCUAUGGUAUAUGCUUAUAUAUGUAUUAGAAUAGCCAUGUAUUUAGGACUUUUUUCUAAAUCUACAGCAAUGAAAUAACAGCACAACAUUUACAUAUAUUCAAAUAUUUAACAGAGCUGGUAAACAAGUUUGCCAGCAAAGAUGCAGUUUUAAUUUGAUACAAGAAUAGGUGAUAUAGUUGCAGCUACAGAUACCAUUUCCUAGGGCUGGUCCAGAGAAGACUGUGAAAUCCACAGCUGUUGAAACCUUUCAAUUCAUGAGAACACUACCUGCAAGAGAGAGGGAUGGUGGUAAGGCUCUCUACUGGUUGCUCUCUACUGGGAAGCACAAAUGGGUUUGUGCUGACUGAGCAGAGCUUCCAGGAAAAGCAAUUCUCUCGUGAUAACGUGAGCCUUGCCAGGGCCCACCAGAGUCCCUUAUUCACUUAGAAGGAAAUCUUCUGCUUCUCUUUUCCCAGUCCCACCACCUGCAUACCCAAUUCUUGUCACAAGGAUAACAGCCACCCCACUGCAGAGGACUGACCUCCACCAGCUGGGACGUCUGGAGGGUUAGGGGACUGUAAGGAUGUGAGAUACUGCACAGCAUCAUAAAUCUUGCAGUUUGGGAGGCCAAGAGAGUAUCUCAGCAAAGGCCCUCAGAUUUAUCUGGACCAGCCACAGCUCUGUAAUUGCCGAGUGCAUAUGAGAAAAAAAGUGUAUGUUUUAAACACAUCAGCAAAUUAAAAAGAUACAGUUCCCACUCUCUAGGCUCAGCCAGGAGAAAAAGAUAAAACAUUUCUCAGACAGAAUAAAGUGCAUUUGCCUCUUU
Phalacrocorax carbo (great cormorant) is the source of this 6403-nucleotide messenger RNA. NCBI's taxonomy places the organism in Eukaryota, Metazoa, Chordata, Aves, Suliformes, Phalacrocoracidae. The record is from RefSeq and is a predicted model, not a curated record.